AUGGGCUUACUGGGGACCCCACUCUCCCUGCUGUUCCUCCUACUUGGGGGACCCGCCUGCCUGAGCACCCAGGACCCCCUCAGCUGCCCAGAACCCAAGGAACUGGAAACAAGCAAAGUUGUCCUCCUGCCCAGUUGUCCCGGAGCCCCAGGAGGUCCUGGAGAGAAGGGGGCCCCAGGUCCUCAAGGGCAACCUGUACCCCCGGAUAACAUGGGCCCUAAGGGUGAGCCUGGGGAUCCAGCGGACCUGCUCUGGUGUCAGGAAGGCCCCAGAAACUGCCAGGAGCUGCUGAGCUCCGCAGCCACCUUGAGUGGCUGGUACCGUCUGUGCCUCCCUGAGGGCAGGAUCCUCGUCUUCUGCAACAUGGAUGCUGCAGGAGGCUGCUGGCUGGUAUUCCAGAGGUGGCAGGAUGGUUCUGUGGAUUUCUUCCGCUCUUGGACCUCCUACAAAGCAGGUUUUGGGAGCCAGGAGUCUGAAUUCUGGCUGGGGAAUGAGAACAUGCACCAGCUCACUCUCCAGGGUACCUGGGAGCUGUGGGUUGAACUGGAGGACUUUCAUGGUGACCUCACCUUUGCCCACUAUAAGACCUUCUGUCUGCUUGGGGAGGCAGAUCACUACCAGCUGGUGCUGGGCCAGUUCUCACAGGGCACAGCAGGGGACUCCCUGAGCCUCCACAAUGGGAGGCCCUUCACCACCUUUGACGCAGACCACGAUACAAGCGGGGGCAACUGUGCGGUGACUGUCCAUGGCACCUGGUGGUACACAGACUGCUAUGGAUCCAACGUCAAUGGGCGUUAUGCGGCAUCCGAGGCCGCUGCCCACAGCUACGGCAUUGACUGGGCAUCGGGCCGCGGUGUGGGCCAUCCCUACCGCAGGGUUCGGAUGAUGCUUCGCUAGGGCACCCUGUCAGCCAGCAACCUUAUCUCUCCUGUGCCGCUUCCGGACCCUCGGCCGCCCUUCCUCCUUUCCAACUACCUCGGUCCCUCUGUCCAUAUUUCAAAAUAAAAUCAC
Messenger RNA from Choloepus didactylus (southern two-toed sloth), 1011 nucleotides. RefSeq names its product ficolin 3 (gene FCN3). The record is from RefSeq and is a predicted model, not a curated record. Lineage: Eukaryota; Metazoa; Chordata; Mammalia; Pilosa; Megalonychidae.